AUGUUUUUUGAUCCCGAAGAACUAGACAACAAGAAAAGUAGAAAGAUUUGUAAAGUAUUGUUUAUAACUGGAUUUGCAAUGAUGCCAGCUUGCUGGGUCAUUUUGAUUUGGUUCUGUUUCUAUUUUGUAAAGCCGACUACGGUGUACAGAAAUCGAUAUAUACUGUUGGGAUGUACACUCAUCUUUGUCGAAACGUUGAUACUCUUUGUGUGGAACUUGAUAUACCAAAAUUCGUGGAUGAAGUGGGGCGCUGUCGGUGAUUACCUUGAUGUCAUUUCGUUCAAAGGGCAAUUGUAA
Entamoeba invadens IP1 is the source of this 297-nucleotide messenger RNA. RefSeq lists its product as hypothetical. Bases 1 to 297 code for a protein of 98 amino acids. NCBI's taxonomy places the organism in Eukaryota, Evosea, Mastigamoebida, Endamoebidae. The transcript is spliced from 2 exons. The record is from RefSeq and is a predicted model, not a curated record.